AUGGAUUCCCAGGAGAUCAAAGAGCUGCAGCAAGAAGUGAUGGAGGAGCUGGGAAUCUCCAUGGAGGAGCUCCAGGAUAUCAUCGACAAAGAGCUGGAGAAGUUUGAGUGCGUGAAACAGAGGAAGCAGCAGCUGGAGGAGCUGGAGAAGUGCGUGAAACAGAAGGAAGAAGAAGUGGCUCGCGUUGACCGGCUCUUUGACGACGCUUCAAGAGCCAUUGAUAAAUGUGAGAUAUUGGUGAAGGAUCUGUACUCCAAGCUGGGCCUCCAGUACCGUGAGAGCAGUUCUGAGGAUGAGGACUUGGCUGCCAAGGCCACGGAAGUGAUUGAGAUCCCAGAUGAGGACGACGAUGAUGUCAUGAGUAUCGAUUCGGGCUGGAAGCACAGUUCAAUGCGGGAAGCCAUGGCUGCAAUGAGAAAGUCUGCCCAGGAUGUUCAGAAAUUUAUGGAUGCUGUGAACAAGAAAACGAAUGCCCAGGAUGCACAAAAAGGUCAGUUUGGGAGUGAUCUCAGCAAUGAUGGUGAUCUGAACGUCGGCAUGAGGAUCCUGGGCAAGAAGAGAACCAAAACAUGGCACAAAGGAACUCUGAUUGCAAUCCAGACAGUCGGUGCUGGAAAGAAGUACAAAGUGAAAUUUGAUAAUAAAGGGAAGAGUUUGCUUUCUGGCAAUCACAUCGCUUAUGACUAUCACCCCUCGCCUGAGAAACACUACGUUGGCAGCAGGGUUGUGGCAAAAUACAAAGAUGGGAAUCAGGUUUGGCUGUACGCUGGCAUUGUGGCUGAAACCCCGAACGUAAAGAAUAAAGACAGGUUCUUGAUCUUCUUUGAUGAUGGCUAUGCUUCCUAUGUCAAGGAGUGGGAGCUGUACCCAAUCUGCAGGCCACUGAAAAAGACCUGGGAAGACAUAGAGGAUGUUUCCUGCCGCGAUUUCAUUGAGGAGUACAUCACAGCCUACCCCAACCGUCCCAUGGUGCUGCUGAAGAAUGGCCAACUGAUCAAAACGGAGUGGGAAGGGACCUGGUGGAAAUCCAGAGUGGAAGAAGUGGAUGGCAGUCUGGUCAAAAUCCUUUUCCUGGAUGACAAACGUUGUGAGUGGAUUUACCGGGGUUCCACACGCCUCGAGCCCAUGUUCAGCAUGAAAACUUCCACAGCCUCCACCCAAGAAAAGAAGCAAAGUGGACAAGCAAGGACUCGUCCCAAUGUUGGUGCUGUCAGGAGCAAAGGGCCUGUAGUACAAUAUACGCAAGAUUUAACGGGAGCCGGUACCCAGUACAAACCUUUAGAGCAAAUGCAGGCAGCCUCGCUGGCUGCACCACCCUUUCCCCCAGCACCCCCUGAGCCAAAUGCCAUAUGCUCCGACAGUCAGCUGGCCCAGUCGAGAAAGCAAGUGGCCAAGAAAAGCACUUCCUUCCGUCCUGGCUCCGUGGGCUCGGGGCAGUCGUCACCUUCUUCGCCCGUCCUAAGUGAUACAUCUCCGGCGGGAAGGACCGGUGCGGCCCAGCAGCAUCGGCUCUGCAGUGGCCAGGCAGGCAGUGGCACAGCCCAGGCCUUCCACGGCAUGAUGGACCGCGUGCCCAACGAGCCCUCUUACCGAGCCCCGCUGGAGAAACUCUUCUACCUGCCGCACGUCUGCAGCUACACCUGCCUGUCCCGCGUCCGUCCCAUCCGCAGCGAUCAGUACCGCAGCAAGAACCCCCUGCUCAUCCCGCUGCUCUACGACUUCCGACGGAUGACGGCCCGCCGGCGGGUUAACCGCAAGAUGGGCUUCCACGUCCUCUACAAGACGCCGUGCGGGCUGUGCCUGCGCACCAUGCAGGAGAUCGAGCGCUACCUUUUCGAGACAGACUGCGACUUUCUUUUCCUGGAGAUGUUCUGCCUGGACCCGUACGUGCUGGUGGAUCGCAAGUUCCAGCCCUACAAACCCUACUACUACAUCGCAGACAUUACCAAGGGCAAGGAGGACGUGCCGCUGUCCUGUGUCAAUGAGAUCGAUAACACCCCGCCUCCGCAGGUGGCCUACAGCAAAGAACGCAUCCCCGGCAAAGGGGUUUACAUCAACACCAGCUGGGAAUUCCUCGUGGGCUGCGACUGCAAAGACGGCUGCAGAGACAAAUCGAAAUGUGCCUGUCACCAGCUGACGGUCCAAGCGACGGGCUGCACCCCGGGUGGGCAGAUCAACCCCAACUCAGGAUACCAGCACAAAAGGCUGGAAGAAUGCCUCCCGACAGGAGUUUACGAGUGUAACAAGAGGUGCAAGUGCAACAUUAACAUGUGCACCAAUCGCUUGGUGCAACACGGGCUCCAAGUCCGACUGCAGUUAUUCAAGACGCAGAACAAAGGCUGGGGCAUUCGCUGCCUUGAUGAUAUUGCUAAAGGCUCUUUUGUCUGCAUCUACGCAGGGAAAAUCCUCACGGAUGACUUUGCCGACAAAGAGGGGUUAGAGAUGGGUGACGAAUAUUUUGCAAACCUGGAUCACAUCGAGAGCGUGGAGAACUUCAAGGAGGGCUACGAGAGUGACGCAAAAUGCUCUUCUGACAGCAGCGGGGUGGACCUCAAGGAUGAAGAGGAGGAAAACACAGGCACUGAGGAGCAGGAGGAGUCCAACGAGGACAGCUCUGACGACAACUUCUGCAAGGACGAGGACUUCAGCACCAGCUCGGUAUGGCGCAGCUAUGCCACGCGACGGCAGACCCGGGGCCAGAAGGAGAACGGGCUGUCAGAGACGGCCUCCAAGGACUCAGGGCUCACCCGGCAAAUCAGCCACGAUGAGACGGCGGUGGCUGCCUCCUGCAAGCUGCCGGUGUCGGAGGAGACCUCGAAGAACAAAGUGGCCUCGUGGCUGAGCUCCAACAGCAUGUCUGACGGCUUCCAGGACAAUGACAGCACCUCCUCCUUCAAGAUGAGCGAAGGUGGCGAAGCCAAGGCCAACAAAACAGAGCCUCCUGGUGAAAGAGAGAAAGCCUGUGCUUCUGCCCCGGGCGACCUGGACGGAGAGUCAAAGGCAUCAAAGAAAGAUGAACCUGAAGAUCCAACCAAAAUUCCUGGGUUAAGCGACUUGGGAAGGAUGUAUGGCUACAACCCGAGCCCUCCCAAACUGGAAGGGAUCCGGAGGCCGACGAGCAAGACCGCCCUGCUGCAGAGCAGACGGCAUUCUCUUGCCACGCAGCCCGCCACGGAUGACGUGCUGACCCUGUCGAGCAGCACAGACAGCGAGGGGGAGAACGGGCAGACGGCGGCGGGGCAGGCCCAGGGCACCACCAACGACAGCGAUGACAUCCAGACCAUUUCCUCGGGCUCCGAGGAGGAGGAAGGGGACGACAAGAAAAAUCCCUCGUCUGGGUCAGGUCCUGUGAAGAGGCAGGUGGCGGUGAAAUCCACCCGAGGUUUUGCCCUGAAAUCAACUCACGGCAUCGCCAUCAAGUCGACCAACAUGGCAGCGGCCGACAAAGGCGAGAGCGCGCCCGUCCGCAGAACCACCCGCCAGUUCUACGACGGAGAGGAAUCCUGUUAUAUCAUCGAUGCCAAGCUGGAAGGGAACCUGGGUCGCUACCUCAACCAUAGCUGCAGUCCUAACCUCUUCGUGCAGAACGUUUUUGUGGACACGCACGACCUCCGCUUCCCCUGGGUCGCCUUCUUCGCCAGCAAGAGGAUCCGAGCCGGCACAGAGCUGACGUGGGAUUACAACUACGAGGUGGGCAGCGUGGAAGGCAAGGAGCUGCUGUGCUGCUGCGGGGCUAUUGAGUGCCGAGGGCGGCUGCUGUGA
Molecule: messenger RNA, 3762 nt
Organism: Cariama cristata (Red-legged seriema)
Lineage: Eukaryota; Metazoa; Chordata; Aves; Cariamiformes; Cariamidae
Gene: SETDB1
Product: SET domain, bifurcated 1
Exons: 22
Coding region: 1-3762 (1253 amino acids)
Biological process (GO): heterochromatin organization; negative regulation of gene expression
Cellular component (GO): nucleus
Molecular function (GO): zinc ion binding; protein binding; histone H3K9 methyltransferase activity
Source: RefSeq, a predicted model, not a curated record